AUGCAGUGUCAUUACGCAAGCGCUAAAUUUUGCGCGAAAUUUCAAAAUGGCGCCUUCCAGGAAACAGGUUUCUUCUGAACAGUUAUCCUCUUGAUUAUGACUCAGUCGAUUGUUGUUCAAGGUAAUUUAUUGAUACAUUUUAAAGACAAAUGGCUCAAUAUAGCUAUACAUAAUACAUUUUUAAUCAUUCAUUUUCUUUCUUUGUGAUCUCCGUUUUACAGUGGGACAAUGCGGAAACCAAGUAAGCUGAAUUAUAAUCUAAGCUUGACUUAAUUUGUCAAUUUUGAGCGCGUUAUUUAACAAUUAAUGAAUGAGGCUGAGUAUCUUAUGAAGAAUUAUGGAGAUCGAGGAGGGUGUACGGCCUCGACGGAGAACACUCUCCUCGAUCUCCAUAAUUCUUCACAUGAUACGUAAGCCGAAUUCAAUAAUUGUUUUAUUAUUCAUUCAAAAUAAUUCCUAGUUUAAAAACAUGGCUAAAACAUGCUUACCUCCAUCGAUCCAUCAAUGUUAAGAUCAUCUUUGAUAGUGCACGUUUAGGUUUGUCCAGCUCCGCAAAUAUUCUCCAAAUAGCAGAUGUCGGCCUUCAAGUUGUCUUGUUGCUGUUCUUGCCAUGUUUUUAGCUAUUUUUUUGCCUAGUUCUUACUCUUGAAAUGAGUGAAAUGACCGCCAUUUUUGUUUCCACAACCAAAACAACUCAACCUCGUCCCCAGGUCUUCUCGAUUAACGGUGCCUUAACCUGCGAAAACGCUGCAUUUUUGACGUCAUUUCCUCGUUAAUCACAAAAUUCUUCCAAAUAUGGUCAUCAGUAACUGGUUAUGGUGAAUUAUGCGUUUGCUUUUAGCCGAUCAGAAUCGGGGAAAUAUUUUGAAUGAAUAAUAAUAGUUGUGAUGCUGAGAUUGCUCAAUACAAUUUCGAAAAGAAGGCAGGAAAAAAAGUAAGAACGUAAAUGUUGUCUUUUGAAACGUUAGUUAAUUCAAACAGCACCGCCAAACAAUCGCUGGAGCACCCCUGGGCAUUUGACUGAAAAAGUUUGGACAAGCUCCCUCUUUUGGCAGUUAAGAUGGCCAAGUAGUAUUAAGAAAUCGCGUGAAGAGAGACCAGAUGCAUGAAGAGAAGGACAAUCAUACCAUCUGUUUAAGAUGACAGAAUAAAAUAUUGACUGAAAAGAUCACUUUACUAAUAAAAUAAAUAAAAUUCCAAAUAGUUUAUUACCAUAACUAAGCGAUUUCUCGCACGCCGAUUGUUCAAGAGGUAUGUUCGAUAAGAGUACAGACCCUAAAAUGAUGUGAUGGUGGAGUAAUUCUUGGUGUGCAACCACAUGACAAGGCGGCCAUGUUGGGGGUCAGAAGAACAGAAUUUUUUCUCGAAGAAUUUACAUGAAAAUAGAGUUUAGUUCCCAGAAGACAGAAAUGCUUUUGUUCUUGACCACCAAUUAACAUGGCUGACCUGACGUCAUGUGCAAACCAGCAAUUUUUCUCUUUCUCGCAUGAGCAAUUCUCCGAGAAACUUCAAUGGAAAUGGAUGUCAAAACUUUCGAUGUUAUUGUAGAAAACAAAUCAACGACAACUUUCCAUGGUCUGUGCUCUUUUUGAACAUAGAAAUGACCAUGCAGUGAAACCAUUUGCCUGCGGCUUGUGGUUCCACUUGAAUUUUGAACAUUUUGAUGUCAUCUCUAUGGCUGAUAAGAGUAAAGACCAGGGGUUUCAAUAGUAGCCGGGUAGCGGGUAGAUCUACCCGCUUGCAACGAGCUGAUUACCCGCUUGGAGCCUUCACAUGAAUGUCAACUAAGACCAGAUAAUUUCAUCUCAGCUUCGAAUUCUUGCCCAAAAAUUUGGCAAAACAGGUUUUGACUAUGAAUACUUCAUUGUAACAUAAUUCUCUUCAAAUUUGUUUAAAUUAGUUGACUUAGGAGCAAAAAAAUGUAAAAACAAAGCAACAAAAAAAGACCUGAAAAUGCAUCUGCGAGAGUCUAGAACUUCAAAAUUUUCCGGGGGAGCAUGCCCCUGGACCCCCCUAGGGUCGAAGGCCCUUGGGGCCUUCGGCAAAUAUACCCGCCUGUUACUCUUAAGUACCCACUUAUGCAAAAACUUAUUGAAACCCCUGAAAGACCAUGGAGAAUUGUUGUCCAUUAAGUUUUUGUUACUUGUUUUAAAUUGAGACUGAAUUUUACCUGUGAGACAUAUGGAGUUGAUUGUGUCAAUUACCUGGGUAAAAUCUGUUCUCAGGAUCAAGCUAGGUUAACAGGAUGAGAACCCUCAUGUAAACCUUACCCCAGUUGGUGGAUACUGGUUUGACUUGAGAACAGAUUUUAUGUACAAUAUGCCAAGGGGCAAGAGAUGGGUAUUUAAACAGAUAAGAUUUGUUGAUCUCUCAUUAUUUUGUACCUCAAACAGAUUGGAUGUAGAUUUUGGGACUUGGCUUUAAGAGAGCAUGCAAGCACUAACAAGGUGACACAGCAACAAGCAUAUUAUUGUAAUCAGUAUAAUGCAAAUCUACAUCAGAGUUGCAAGGGAUGGGAGUCCUUCACUGAUUCAAACACACUGUCUGUUUGCAGAAUAAUUUUGUAUUUUAUGGGACUGCAACAGAUUGUGAAUGACUAAUCUAUGGAUUAGUUUCAAGACUUGAGUACUGAAAACAACAACAACAACAAAAACAGCAGCGACAACAAAAACAGGCAGUUUCAUACCCUUUGCAGUGACAUUUUGCUGUAUAGCUUGGGGUAGAUAUGUUAAAUCAUUAUCAUAUUCUGCUACAACUGAUUCUGACAAGCGACGUGGCCUUAAAACAGCGACAUAGGACAGCAGAACAAACGACACAAAGAUGGGUUGAAACUGUGACAACGACAGAGAAAAGUGCAGUACAAGUACUGUAAAAUAUCGACAUGGCCUCCACCUCAAUAUGCGAAAUGACAGGUUUUGAAAUUCAGACUAGGGACAUACAUGUACAUAACCCCUUAGAGGGCCUCUUUAGUUAAUAUGUCAUUCUUUUACUUACCUAUCAUUUUCAGUCAAACCACUUUUGAAGCACAUGAUGCAAAUCCAGAGAAGUAUAUAAUUUCCUUAGAAAGUAUUAUGCUUAUGAUAAUAUGUAUGAUGUAAAAUUUGUGUCUCCAGCAUGGCUUAUUUGAUGAAUCCCUCAGCAGUUUCUUCCGCAAUGUUGAUACCAGGUAAAAAAAGCAUUCAGAUUCCUAUGUCUAAUAUUGUAGAACAUUGUCAUUGUUUUUUUGUCUUCUUCUAUUUAAUCAAUGCUCUAGUCCACAUUACAUUUACUUUGCUUGCUACUUUUAUUUGCUCUUUCAAGAUACAAAAACCCAGUUGACAUUCCUGUAGGAAACUCUAGACAAAAGAUUAAGUCUUUAAAGGCUAGGGUAUGUAUUUCAAAAAUUAACUGAUUGCUGGAGUAAAAGCUAGUCAGAAUUUUUUAGCAUUAUUUUUAGGUGAGUUCAUUAUGUUUUUAACCCUUUUUGUUAUUGCUCAUUUCCACAGGCUGUCAUGAUAGACAUGGAGGAAGGUGUUGUUAAUGAAAUUCUUAAAGGUCCUCUGCGUGAUGUAUUUGACUGCCAACAGUUAAUUACCGAUGUAUCAGGAUCAGGAAAUAACUGGUACAUAUACUGCCCAAUGUUUGUACAUGCAUGCUUAUGACCUGCUGGUAUUAAUAAAUGUUUUGACAGUCAACAAGGCUGUUAUUAAAGAUUUCAAGGUGCUGGGUAUAUGCAUUUUGUAGGAUUAUCCUGUCAGUAAGGCCAACAAUCAUAUGGUCUCAAGUGUGUUUAAGUAGAGUUUGGGUUACUUUGACAGGGCAACAGGAUUCAUGAUGUAUGGACAACAGUACAGGGAACAGAUUAGUGAGGUGAUCAGACAUGCUGCUGAACUGUGUGACUGUCUUCAGUGUUUCUUCCUCAUUCACUCCAUGGGUGGAGGUCAGUAUUUUUGUUUGUUGCAAAGAUGUGGAAAUGCAGUGUCACUUGUUACUUUAUAAUGAAGAUGUCCACUUAUUUUAGAUACUGUAAAAUUAAUUAUCUUAUUUACACCCCCUAUCAAAAAAAAGCCUCUUGUCUAAUAGAUGCCCCCUUGCAAUCUUAAGUUUGUAUUAUAUGCCCCUGUCUAAUAGAUGCCCCCCCCCACCCCUCAUGACAAUUACCUAAUACAAUGUACCUCAGGGCCUGGCCCUGCCCUGCCCCAUCCCUGGGCUCUGAAUGACCUAGAUCAUGCUGCCAUAAAUUUCUCUGACAUGUAUUAUGAGUUUGUGACUGUUAAAUUUAGCUAUUCUUUUUCCAAUGGGAAAGUAUCAAAUAGGUAAUAUUAAUUUUACCAAAACAUGCAUUGAUUCUUUUUUUUCAUUUUGUAGGUACUGGUUCUGGUUUGGGUACAUCAGUGUUAAACUUACUAGCUGAAGAAUACCCUGAUGUGUAUCGCUUCACCACUGCUGUGUAUCCAUCAGCUGAUGAUGAUGUCAUUACAUCUCCCUAUAACAGGUGUGCACUCCAAACUGUGUUCCAUUAUUCCAUGUUGGCCACCAUACCAUCCAUGUUUGUGUUGUCAUGUGUUGUCAUCAUGUUUCCACAUUGAGAACGUAGACAUCAGGAGUAUCAACUGACUUUUACUGAAUAUAUCACCUAGUUUUAUACGGUCAAUAAAAGGCGGGUUUUAAUCAAGUCUAACAUACUCGGCAAAAUUCGACUAUAUUAUACAAACGACAGCAUUGAUUUCCUGUGCAGUUUUCAGCUAAUAAAAAGAUAAGCUAUGGCUAAAGCACUGAAAGCUUUGUGGUUAUACAUGUUGGUUAAGUAAGUUAUGAUAGUCAUGAUGUUGGAGCAUGUAUUCUAACAAUCCCACAUUUCUUUGUCUCAGGCCUUUUAGGGAUGUUGUGUCUAUAUAACAGUUAGCAUAGAAGAUUCAGUAACCAAAUUUACUUGAAAGUCAGAGUGGCUGCCUUACGACAAUUUAAUAAUUGAGUGCAGCUAUUUGCAGCGAAAAAAGUACUAAUAAUAUUAUAUUAACAAAGGCAGCCUACAAAAAUAAAAAAAAUGAUCAAGUGCUACAUCUUGUAGACAAAAAUGUGGCCCAAAGUGCAUAUUAUUUUAUUGUUCAGAAGUUUAUCAUGAUAUUGUUGAUAGUAACUCAUCUGUCUGAUAUGGUCAGAAAAAUAAGUUAGUGUUGUUUGCUGUGAUUGUUUAAAUAGUAAGUACCACUGGGCAGCAAGAAGUGAAAAGAUAUAAGAAUCUCCAAGACUGUGUACAAGCUCUCUGAAGACUGGACAACAGCUGGGCCUUCUCCUAGUGCCCCCCCCCGCUCGUCCCACUUCCCCACCCCACUGAGAGCUUGUUUGCAGGCUAAUAAGCUCCACAGCACUUUUCACGUAAAGUGCUGCACUUUCUCCUCAAGAAGGAAGGUCACAGGAUUGUCAUUAUAAAGAAAGGUUCUGAACAGUCAAGCUAAACAGUGGAAAGAAAAGCAAGAACUAACGUGCAUGCAAUGUAUCUUAAAUCUUUUUCAGUGUCCUUGCUAUGCAUCAACUGACAGAACAUGCUGACUGUGUUCUUCCAAUAGAAAAUCAGGUACAGGCAAUAAAAAAUGCCUUUCUUACAAAUAAAAUAUUUUUAAAUUUAUUUUUCACACAGGGCGCUUUCCAUUUAGUCAAAAUUUCCGGAAUUUCCGGUUCGGCGGUAAAUGGAACAUGUUUCGUCGGUUCGUCUCACUGGAAAAUUCCCAGAAAAAGUGGAAAAUCUAAAAAGGUGGUCCCGUUUUCCCGGUGGGAAUUUCCGAACGGAAUGUCGUGUUCCAUUUACGUUUCUCGUAGUUUGUACCAGUUCCAGGUCCACGGUCGGGCACCGCGCCACGUACCGAGGUUUACGACCAAAUGGAACAACUUUUUACCGAUCGGAAAUUCCACUUUUGCUACCACCGAAAUUUCCGGGUUUUUUUCGUAAAUGGAAAGCGCCCACACAGUCAAAGCUGUCACAAGAAACCCUCGCAGAAAUUCGAAAAAGUGGUCAUAACCACAACUGGUCGCUUAUCAGAAUGAGCCCUCAUAAGCAACUCUAUACAGGAGCAGUCAUUUACGAGAACUUUUCAUUACAAUGCUUAAGUCAUAGUUCAAACAGGUUUGACAAUGGUGGUUUUAACGAGAGCUGGUCGCUUAUGAGAGUGGUCGCAAGGAGAGUUUUGACCUUGACAUUGUAUUACGUUAGUGUUGGCAUUCUGUGCCACAGGGGACAAGGGGCUCCAAAUAGCUUCGGAGAAAUUAUCUUUGAGAAACUUGAAACUUUACAAAGUAUGUAUGAGCUCAGGGUUGUCACUAAGAUUUCAAGUUGCCGGGUAAACACAACAAGUAGGCGGGGAAAUCAAACAGCUAGGGAUUUCUUUUGGUCUAUUUUUCUUCUAUUUUCCAAUAAAAGUAGCCGGUGGCCACUCUCUUAGUAGCCGGGGAAAAUCCCCGGCCCCCGGCUCUUAAUGACAACCCUGUGAGCUAAUUAACGUUUUUACUACCCAGCAAUUUCACAGUUUUCGGUGGUUGCUAUUUCCUUUGUUAUUCCUUGUAAAGAGCUGAAAUUUGCACAAAUUAACCAACUCUUUCAACUUUUGAAUUUUUAUUUGUGGUGAUGGUGACGGUGAUGCCUUCUAGGGGUUAACCCAAUGCUAAUCAGCAAAAAUGUAAACAAUGAUGUAGGCAAAGAUUUGCCCAUAACUGAAGCUACAGAGAUGAUCCAGAUGAUUAACCCAGGCUUAAAACAGAGUUUGUUGUCCUGCGUAAGGAAGACGUUCCUCUCUGUCAUAUAUAACCCAUUCACACCAGAAACAUUUUUGCAGAUCCAUAUUUCUUGUACACUUGUAAUAGAGACCUUACGAUCUGACAAGGGAAACACCCAUGAAAUUGUUGUUGAAAGAUAGGCUUCACAUCCUCUCAAAAUUUUUUGCAAUAAUUGCCAGGUCUCCCAGUUAUUUAAAUAAAAGGGAAUUUCUUUCGGAGCUGAAGAGAGGGGACUGUGCAAGAGUUCAGACAGGGAUGGUAGAAUUUAUUGCCUUGCUGUUCCCAUUCUCAAGUAAACUUAAAACUUGACUCUUUCACGUUGUAGUUGUUCAGGGAUGGCAAAGAAAUGUACAAAAAAGCGUGAUGCUAUUGCAGAGCAGUUGUUUUGCUCAUUAAGCCAUUGCCAUUUUGACGUUCCUGUGGCUGUUGCCGUCAUAGUUUUAUAAGGUCCCUGUUGUCCCAAAGUUUGUAAAAUGUAUGCCCAACAUGCCCGAUUUCUGGCUAAAAUUGUCGCAUUUGUUUGAAGUGGCAUUUCUGGCCAACCACCCAUGGGGGUUGCAUUGAAUGAGAUAAGAGCAGUAAUUUUGUCCCCAAGUUCCUAGUGGUAAAUGGUCAAGCAGCACAACCACGCCCAGACUUGGGGUCAAGUACAGUAAAAACCCAUGACUAAGAACCUGCUUUUUCCCAAGUAAGACUAAACAGGUUUUUACAUAAAUGGUAACCAGCACCAAUUUAGGCUGUUAAUUUUAGGUUCAUAAAUACAUUCUUAGGUUCAGUAGUCACUUAUUGAAUAGAUGUUCAUACUAUACUGGAUAUGGCUUUUUGUACUUGCAUGAGAGGGUAUCCAGUUAGUAUGAACACAGCCUUAGUUAUUAGUAUGAUCAUUAAUCAGGCUUUUUUGAUUAUGUUGUUUUCAGGCCUUAGUGGACAUCUGCAACAAAGUUUCCAGUGCUCUUCCACCUUCCAAGACUGGGAAAAAGGUAUUUCCUUCAUCAAGCAGCCAACGUGUCAAACCCAACAGUGCCGUUACAUCAGGUGAAGGUGGUGUUGGCAAAGGACCAGAAAAGCCUUUUGACAACAUGAACAACAUAGCUGCCAAUCUUAUUUUGAACAUGACAAGUUCUGCACGAUUUGAAGGCUCUUUGAAUGUGGAUUUGAAUGAAAUCACCAUGAAUUUAGUGCCGUUUCCAAAGAUCCAUUAUCUUGUUUCUAGCCUUACACCACUCUAUUCUCUCACAGACGUUCGUCUCCCUCCCAGGAGACUUGAUCAAAUGUUCUCGGAUGCUUUUUCCAAAGAUCAUCAACUCAUCAAAGCUGACCCUAAACACAGCUUGUACUUGGCAUGUGCUUUGAUGUUGAGAGGCAACGUAGAAAUUUCUGACAUUCGAAGGAACAUUGAACGACUGAAACCUUCAUUACACUUUAUUCACUGGAAUCAAGAAGGCUGGAAAACAGGUUUAUGCUCUGUGGCACCUGUAGGUAACCCUUACUCCCUUUUAGCACUUGCAAACAACACAUGCAUCAGACACACAUUUCAGGAUCUUAAAGACCGUUUUAUGAAGCUGUACAAGCGUAAAGCUCAUGUGCAUCAUUACACCCAUGUUGAUGGCUUGGAGGUGGCACAGUUUGAUAGCAGUUUAGAGUCACUGAACUCUCUAAUUAGUGAAUAUACCACUCUGGAAGCUCACAUGGGAAGAACUGUAGAUGAUAUUCAAAGACUGACAAUUGCUUGAG
This is a messenger RNA of Porites lobata, 8484 nucleotides long. NCBI's taxonomy places the organism in Eukaryota, Metazoa, Cnidaria, Anthozoa, Scleractinia, Poritidae. The record is from the annotation of a GenBank genome assembly.